UGCACGUGAAUGGCUUCUGCUCUGUCUCGUUCACCUUCCCUGUCCAGAUGAACGCGGCCCCGGGCUCUCUGCGCAGCCGUUAGUGGACACCGCGCCUAGAGGAUGAUACCUGGAAGACUUUAGCUCUGAAUGGGCACGGGGGUGCGGACGAGAGAGGACCGGGGCACCGGAGAGACCACUGCUCCUGAACAUUAUUCCAAUAUAUCAAGACUGAUGGAUUUAAAGAGGGUGCUGUCUUUCCCGCCUUACCCAGGAGACUAUCUGCAUCCGGUCGUGUACGCCUGUACAGCCGUAAUGCUGCUCUGCCUGAUCGUGUCCAUCAUGACCUACCUCAUCCACCACAGUGUGAUCCGCAUCAGCAGAAAUGGGUGGCACACUCUUCUCAACUUCCUGUUUCACACGGGGCUCACGUUUGGGGUGUUUGCUGGAGGCAUCAAUCAGAUUAACUACCCGUUCAUCUGUCAAGUCGUUGGGAUAGUUCUCCACUACGCGUCCUUGUCCACCAUGCUGUGGCUCACUUUCACCGCCAGGAACAUCUGUAAAGACGUGUCCAAAGUUCCACGCCUGGCCCCCAUCAGGGACAGUUCUGCCCAGAAGAGGGCCAAGCCCACUAUACUCAGGUUCUACCUGGUCAGCGAUGGCGUUCCUCUCAUCAUCGUGGGGGUCACAGCAGCGGUCAGCAUGGAAAACUAUGGCAGUAGGGAGGAGGCUCUGUACUGCUGGAUGUCAUGGGAACCCAGCCUCGGCGGUUUCUACGGGCCAGUGGCGUUCCUCGUCCUGGUGAUGUGCAUCUAUUUCUUGUGUACUUUCAUCCAACUGAAGCGCCACCCAGAGAGGAAGUACGAGCUGAGGGCCAUGACGGAGGAGCAGCAGCGUCUGGCGUCAGCUGAGUCGGGCCACCUCUGCCACGGAGACUGUGGAGGCGACAGUUGCCCUACACAUGUGUCCGGCCUCUCAGUGCUGGCUAACGAACACUCGUUCAAAUCCCAGCUGCGUGGAGCGGCGUUCACCCUCUUCCUGUUCCUGGCUACGUGGGCGCUGGGCGCGCUGGCCGUGUCACAGGGCCACUUCCUGGACAUGGUGUUUAGCUGCCUGUACGGGGCGUUCUCUGUGACACUGGGGCUGUUCUUGCUGAUCCAGCACUGCGCCAAGAGGGACGACGUGUGGCACCGCUGGUGGUCUUGCUGCCCGGCCAAGCCGGAGGGCAGGAAGGAGGAUGGACAGGUACGUUCCCCAGGCCCCGCCCAACAGCAGUCCUGCCACCUAGACUCUCCCUGCUCUGGGAAACAGCCACUCCUCUCCCCACAUCUCCUCCACGUACCCGCCACUCACUACAAAAUGCAGCCGGCACCGCCUCUCAACCAAACCACCAAUCACGCUGGCCCGUGUUGCGUGGCUGUGCAUGGCCCCUCCCCUUCUCCUCUGCUGGAGGCCACAUCUCCCUGUCCACAGUCCCUUCCUGAUGAGCUACCGCGGCCGGCGCUGCCCCUGCAGAGCUGCCUGAAGGACAGGGCCAAGUCUCGCUCCUUCAACCGCCCGCGGCCCUGCCUGAGAGACUACCACUACCACAUGGCCUCCAGCAGCAUGGACGGCAGCGUGCACAGCUCCCACCUGGACAGCCCACACAGCGUCCAUCACCUGGAUGGCUCCCCGCUGCUCUGCCCCAGCCCCCACCCCGACCUCCCUCUGGCCUGCCCCAGCCCCCACCCCGACCUCCCUCUGGCCUGCCCCAGCCCCCACCCCGACCUCCCUCUGGCCUGCCCCAGUCCCCUGCUGGACAAGCGUCUGGCUUCCUGCCACAGCUUGCAUCGGCAGAGCUCCUGCCACAGUAUCCAGGACGACAUGCUGUCCUGCCACCACCACAUGUACUGCCCCCCCAGAGUAGACCCCUUCCCCAGACCCCCAGACCCAUUUGGUGCGGGGUGCCAGCAGGACUCGGACACGUACAGCUGCAGCUCCAGGCAGGCUGACAGGGAGGAGGAGGUCAUGCUGCAGCUGGAGAGUGAGCAGGCUGUGCAGCCCAGACAGACGCUCCCUCGGCUCCCUAAAGCUAAACCCCACGCCACGCUGAGCCGCAGGGCCACAAUCAGUCGCAACGGCAGCCUGCAGGAGGACUUCCUGUUUGGGUCAGACGCUACUGGCAACAUAAGGACAGGUCCUUGGAAGAAUGAGACCACUGUGUAGCAAGGCUUUCCACUACUACCCCCUCCACCUUUAUGCAUCUAUUAUGCCUCCCACAUACCCCUUCAAGUCUAUAACUAAUCUGUCUAUAACUAAUCUUUCCCCUAUAAAUCCCAUCUAGUCUAUUUCUAGCCCUAACCCCCAUACCUGCUUCAAGUCUUGUGGACUAUGGAAGUUUAGUUGCAUCUGCAUCAAACCACAUUUAGUUCCAGUUCAUCCUUGCACUACUGUGAAUGUAGUGACAGGUUGCUGUACUGGACAUCCUAGACUCUCAUACAAGACAGCCCCCCUCCUUCUCUAUAGAAACCAUUUGUAUUGACAUCCAUCAUCUUUUGUAUUUACAUGGCUAAAACCACAGAUUUUAAAGCUUUACUUGAAAUGGUCUUCAUUUGCAUUGGUAACAGCUCAUGGAACCUUCAUGACACCUUCCUCAUUUAGUCGAGAGUAAUUACAAAGUCUUAACAUUCUUUUUAUAUAGAAAAUAUGAUAUAGAGCCGUUUCUGGCACAGUAAUAUGCAUUGCUACACAUGUCACACACAGAGCGCUAAAGUGCCUUUUUCAAAAUCUGCAAGGACAGUGUGAAUUGGUGUUGGUGUUAGGGUUAGAUAUGGUUCAGAGACCUGCCAGUGCAAUGAGUCUUAAAGCCUGAUGACUUGGUUUUGAACUUCAUCAACACUAAAGAAGGCCUCUAAAGGUGUUAUAAAUACUUAUGAAGAAAAGUGAAUUCAAGUAAAUUGCAUUUUCUAUCAACUGUGCUAGUGAGGUGUGUAUGUUUGUGUGUUAGUUUGCAUGUAUGUGUUUGUGCAGACAUACACGCAUACAAAUGAGCAGGUGGUAACACAUGCUUGUGCCAUAGAUGUCUGAAGCCCCAGGGGGAACCUUAAUAGGACCACGUGGCUGCAAUUCCCAAGAGCCUCCAAGCACCGCUUCACCUGAAGCAGUGGGCAGUUUACCUUACAAGACAGCUGGAUCACUGGAUCACGGCCGCACCGAGAAUCCCUCUUGCCAAACUCCAUAUUAAUUUGUUGUGCCCAAAACACAGGUUUGGACCAAUCAGUCCCAUGGGGAGCUAGUGGCAGCUAGCGUGGUUGAAGUUAACCAUGUUAGAUGGUGAUAGACAGACACCAAUCACCUGCCAAGUAUUUAUUGAAAGUGCCUGCUCUUGUUUUUAGGGACGUAACCCUGGUGUUUGUGUAAAAAACCAUAUGGUGAGUCAGGUUAGUGGGCUGUCCCCACUAAUGUCAUCUGUUUGUUUGGAGGGUUCAGAAACUGAGAAAUUAGGUCAAAGAAAGAGAAAAGAUGCUGGAAGUAGGAUGUCAUCCUCCAUUGAGGGAAGGCAGACUGAUGGCAGGUAAGGCAGCUUCCUCUAAACAUGCAUCCACACAAAGAGCUUAAGUUGAACUUGUGCAAGGAUGCUCUUGGGAUUCCCAGAUGAGUAAUUAGACAUUGUAAUGUUUUAUAUGCUUUUAAAACACCCUUGAGUGAUGAGUGAUGCACCAGCACUAUUUAAUAAGUUUUCACCCAAAAUAAAUAUUUGAUGUCACAAGAAAUGUGCUUUUAAACACUUAUUUGUCAUGCUGCCAACAUGCCAAGUCACUGUGAGAAGCGACAAACUACAACCUCUUGUGUUGGCAUGUGAGGAAUAUGUAGUAGCAACACAGUCUACUCAGGUUUAAAGAUAACCAUGACACUAACCGUAAGUCAUCAUUAAGCUGUUAAAUCAGCAGAAAUGUCCGUGGCUGUUUUAAGUGUCUUAAAACCCGUCUCUACCACAGCAAUGACUAUCUCCUGAUCUGUUGAACGUAUUUUUGGAAAAUGUAGGUCAUACUAAGGCCUGUUUCAAAUGGGGAUGAAUCUUAGAGCACCUUUACAUUCAACAACCUGCAGUUACACAGCUUCAACACAGUCCCCUAUAGAUGUUACAACACAGUCCCCUAUAGAUGUCAUAACUUCAACACAGUCCUUUAUAGAUGUUACAGCUUCAACACAGUCCCCUAUAGAUGUUACAACACAGUCCCCUAUAGAUUUCAUAACUUCUACACAGUCCCCAAUAGAUGUUACAACACAGUCCCCUAUAGAUGUCAUAACUUCAACACAGUCCUUUAUAGAUGUUACAGCUUCAACACAGUCCCCUAUAGAUGUUACAACACAGUCCCCUAUAGAUGUCAUAACUUCAACACAGUCCCCAAUAGAUGUUACAACACAGUCCCCUAUAGAUGUCAGAACUUCAACACAGUCCUUUAUAGAUGUUACAGAUUCAACACAGUCCCCUAUAGAUGUUAUAAAACAGUCACCUAUAGAUGUUACAGCUUCAACACAAUCCCAUAUAGAUGUUAGACCAAAGGGGGUGUUGAUUUUGCCACUUGACAUUCAUGUGGGAAUGUGUAAACUGCGUGAGUGAGUGUAGAACAGCCAAUCGGAUGCAAGCUCAGGGAUUGUUUCUCAUACAGAUGGCCAAUUAACUGACAAGAUGGUGUCCAUGACCAACAUCUGUCAUUUGACCUUUAUUUGGAUGUCCAACCAAUGAGAUACAACAUAAGAAAGAAACUUUUGUGAAAUGUUCAUGCAGUAGCUUGUCCACAUUUUUUUAAUCACAAAUAUUAUUACUAGAAUAUUAUAAAUACUCCACACAUUGGAAGAUGUACAGUAGCCCCUUUGACCCAGAAACCAAUUAUAAACCAGAGUGGUGUUCACAGAAAACAAGUUUUCAUGAGGUUUAUGUAAAUUCUCGUUUUCUAAAUAGUUGACCCCAACUGUUGUACUCCUUAUAAGUUUGUAUUUGACCAAAAAAUGCUAUAUUAACUUUGUAUUUUAUAACAUGUCAAUGACCCUUACACUCCAUUCUCCUCUGCCGUUUUAACACUCUACGCAUGUAUCCUUUCAAGUUUGAGGCUGUCACUUAAAUUGGUGAGAAAUGUUAUCCACUAUUCAGCAUGAAGUUCUGUCCAGUUACUGACUGCUUCAAGUAUGACAAGGAAGGAAGGAUGCAUGCUAGUGUGUUGGGGUUAGUUCCUGUAUUGUGGGUUAUAAGGUUAGGGUUAGUUCCUGUAUUGUGGGUUAUAAGGUUAGGGUUAGUUCCUGUGUUGUACCGUGUUCCCUGUUUCACUGGCUGCUGCUGUAACUAAACCCAAUGCCAAAUUCCAUCUGAUCUUCUCUUUUCCAGAGGUUCAAAUAAAUUUACUUUA
Molecule: messenger RNA, 5366 nt
Organism: Osmerus eperlanus (European smelt)
Lineage: Eukaryota; Metazoa; Chordata; Actinopteri; Osmeriformes; Osmeridae
Gene: adgra1a
Product: adhesion G protein-coupled receptor A1a
Exons: 6
Coding region: 130-2184 (684 amino acids)
Biological process (GO): G protein-coupled receptor signaling pathway; cell surface receptor signaling pathway
Cellular component (GO): plasma membrane; glutamatergic synapse; postsynaptic density
Molecular function (GO): G protein-coupled receptor activity
Source: RefSeq, a predicted model, not a curated record